UAGAAAAGAAAAUGUACAGGAACACAGAAAAUGAUAAGAAAGCUUACACUGAAAAAGUGUAGACAAAGUCACUCACCCACUCAUUCAAAUUAAAAUACAGUUAUCUUCCCUUCCCCCCAUCUCUCUUCCACCAUAAUCAAAUGCUUAAAACACCUACCUAAAAUUCCAUUACUAUCUCAAAGGGGAAAAGAAAAAAUAAAACCAUUACUCUCUGCACAAACAUCAUGGCCUAGCUGUUUCUUGGAUCCGGAGAUUCUGGGUUUCUUUCAAUUUCUUUAUGCCAAUUCCUUUUUUUUUUUUUUUUGAAUUAUAUAUUAAAAAACAUAUAGCCCACGAGACAUGAUUUGGGUUUUAUUCCGUUGUCCCUCCCUAGGCUCAAACCUUUCCUUUCUGUUCCUCUCAUUGGAUUUUGUAGCAUAGUUGUAAUGCCUGUAAAUCCAUGGACUCUCUUCUCCUUCUUAGUCCUCUCUUCUUUUGCUCUUCUUCUUUUUUCUUUUCCUUUUACAGCUUUCGCCGUUAACCAGCAAGGCGAAACUCUUCUUUCAUGGAAGACAAACUUAAAUGGAUUGCCUGAAGUUUUAAAAAAUUGGGUGGCUAGUGAUGAAACUCCCUGUGGUUGGAAUGGCAUCACUUGCAAUUAUAACAAUGAAGUGGUUGCAUUGGAUUUAAGGUAUGUGGAUUUGUUUGGAAAACUUCCCUCCAAUUUCACUUUCUUGGUAACCUUAAACAAGCUCAUCUUAUCCGGAACCAACGUUACGGGUACAAUACCUAAAGAAAUCGGUUCUCUUCCCCAGUUAACAUCUUUAGACUUAAGUGAGAAUGCCUUAACGGGUGAAAUCCCAACUGAGCUUUGUAACUUGUUCAAGCUUGAAGAACUCUAUCUCAACUCAAAUCGACUCACAGGCUCAAUUCCAAUUGAAAUUGGAAACCUUACAGGCUUGAAAUGGCUAACCCUUUAUGAUAAUCAACUUAGUGGUGGCAUACCAUCCAGCAUAGGCAAAUUAAAGAAUCUUGAAGUGAUUAGAGCAGGUGGCAACAAGGAGCUUGAGGGCCAAUUGCCACAGGAAAUUGGCAACUGCAGCAAUUUGGUGUUGUUAGGCUUAGCUGAAACAAGCAUAUCAGGUUUUCUCCCUUCAACUCUUGGCCUUCUAAAGAAACUACAAACCAUUGCCAUUUACACCUCCCUUCUUUCUGGCCAAAUCCCACCAGAACUCGGAUAUUGCACCCUUCUUGAAAAUAUCUACCUUUAUGAAAACUCGCUCACCGGAUCCAUCCCAAGCACAUUAGGGAAUCUCAGAAAUCUCAAAAACUUAUUGCUCUGGCAAAACAACUUAGUUGGUAUCAUUCCUCCGGAGUUAGGGAACUGCAACCAGAUGUUGGUUAUUGACAUAUCCAUGAAUUCACUCACUGGAGCAAUUCCUCAAACAUUUGGCAAUCUAACUGCUCUUGAGGAACUCCAACUGAGCGUUAAUCAAAUCUCCGGCGAAAUUCCGGCCGAAUUGGGCAACUGCAAGAAGAUUACUCAUAUCGAGCUCGAUAACAACCAAAUUACUGGGGCAAUUCCCUCUGAAUUGGGUAACUUAUCAAAUCUGACCCUGCUAUUUCUGUGGCAGAACAAGCUUGAAGGCAAUAUACCGGCUUCCAUUUCCAACUGUCAAAAUUUGGAGGCUGUAGAUUUAUCUCAAAACGGCUUGAUGGGUCCCAUUCCAAAGGGAAUAUUUCAGCUCAAGCUACUUAACAAACUUUUGCUCCUCUCCAAUAAUCUUUCUGGCGAAAUUCCUUCUGGGAUCGGAAAUUGCUCUUCUCUGAUUCGGUUUCGAGCUAACAACAACAAGCUCAGUGGAUCAAUUCCACCGCAGAUUGGAAACUUGAAGAACUUGAACUUUUUAGAUCUCGGAUCCAAUCGUCUUACUGGGGUUAUUCCGGAGGAAUUCUCCGGUUGCCAGAAUCUAACGUUCUUAGAUUUGCAUUCAAAUUCUAUUUCUGGUAACUUGCCACAGAGUUUAAGCCAACUUGUUUCCCUGCAACUAGUUGAUUUUUCUGAUAAUUUGAUAGAGGGCACAUUGAGUCCAAGUCUUGGCUCGCUUCGCUCCCUCACCAAACUCAUUCUAUCGAAGAACCGGUUCACAGGCCCGAUUCCUAGUCAACUUGGUUCCUGCUCCAAGCUGCAGCUAUUGGACCUGAGUGACAAUCAGUUCUCAGGGAGAAUACCGUCCAAUUUGGCCAAGAUCCCAUCGUUGGAAAUCGCAUUGAAUCUGAGCUGUAACCAACUUAGCAGUCAGAUUCCGGCAGAAUUCACGGAGUUAGAUAAGCUUGGGAUCCUGGAUCUGUCUUACAACCAGCUCAUCGGCGAUCUUCGAUAUCUGGCAAACUUGCAAAAUCUCGUCGUGCUCAAUGUCUCGCACAACAAAUUAUCGGGGCGGGUACCAGAAACGCCAUUCUUUUCAAAACUUCCUCUCAGCGUCCUCUCCGGCAACCCCGACCUUUGCUUCUCCGGCAUCCAGUGCUACGGCCCCAGUGACAGGCGCAUGAAACGCGCGACGGCAGCGCGUGUGGCUAUGGUGGUACUACUGUGCACAGCGUGUGCACUUCUCUUGGCGGCGCUCUACAUUAUCUUCGGGAGCAAAAAGCGACGUCAAGGGACCCAUGAGUGCGAUCUCGAAGGCGAUACAGACAUUGAGAUGGGCCCACCGUGGGAGGUGACGUUAUACCAGAAACUCGACUUGUCUAUUGAGGACGUGACGCGAGCAUUGACAGCUGGCAACGUCGUAGGACGUGGGCGAUCCGGCGUUGUAUAUAGGGUGAGCCUUCCGUCCGGUUCAACAGUAGCAGUUAAAAGAUUCAAAUCAGCGGACAAACUCUCAGCAGCCGCAUUUUCAUCCGAGAUUGCAACAUUAGCGAGAAUCCGGCACCGAAAUAUCGUCCGAUUAUUGGGAUGGGGAGCGAACCGAAAAACGAAGUUACUGUUUUAUGAUUACAUGAGUAAUGGAACAUUAGGAGAACUGUUACACGAAGGAACUGUUGGAUCAAUGGAAUGGGAGACAAGGUUUAAGAUAGCGUUGGGAGUAGCAGAGGGGUUAGCGUAUUUACACCAUGACUGCGUACCGGCCAUUUUACACCGAGACGUGAAAACGCACAAUAUUUUGCUUGGAGACCGAUACGAGGCAUGUUUGGCAGAUUUCGGGUUGGCUAGACUGGUUGAAGAUGACCAGAGCUCGUUCUCAGCCAGCCCACAAUUUGCAGGGUCCUACGGUUACAUUGCACCUGAGUACGCUUGCAUGCUGAAAAUAACAGAGAAGAGCGAUGUUUAUAGCUAUGGAGUAGUGCUAUUGGAGAUAAUAACAGGAAAAAAGCCAGUAGAUCCAUCGUUCCCAGAGGAGCAACAUGUGAUCCAAUGGGUUAGAGAGCACCUGAAGAGCAAGAAGGACCCAGUGGAGAUUCUCGACCCGAAAUUACAAGGCCAUCCCGAUACACAAAUACAGGAAAUGCUUCAAGCGCUUGGAAUCUCUCUCCUUUGCACGAGCAAUCGCGCAGACGAUCGUCCGACAAUGAAAGAUGUGGCAGCAUUAUUGAAAGAAAUUCGACACGAGCCUACAAUAGGAAGUGAGGGCCACAAGCCGACCACCAAACCCUCUAAAACGACAGAAACCCCGUCGUAUUCAUCAUCUUCAGUGACCCCAGCUCAACUGUUAAUGCUUCAAGGCUCUUCUAAUUGUUCACUUGCUUAUUCAUCUUCUUCGGCUAAUUAUGCUCCCAAAAAUCAAUAGCAUGCCAUGCGAAUUACCUCUGUAGAACAGUGAAGAUUUUGUGUACUAUAUUGUUUACAUAGGUAGUAGGCCAGGGUACAUAAGGAAAAAAAAAAAAAAGUCAGCAAGUGUUUUUGACUACUGACUGAGAUGGUAAAUGAGGUACAUAUACCACGUUGAUUAUAAAUGCUGUCUGGUUAUCUAGAAUCCAGAAUCCCAUGACUCUUGAGUUUCAUGU
Molecule: messenger RNA, 3984 nt
Organism: Jatropha curcas
Lineage: Eukaryota; Viridiplantae; Streptophyta; Magnoliopsida; Malpighiales; Euphorbiaceae
Source: RefSeq, a predicted model, not a curated record